GCCACAUUGCUCCAGGAGCUGCCGCGUACGCAGUUUCCAUGGGGACUGAACAUGGCGCCGCGAGGUGAGACUCCGGAGAUAAAAGGUUGUCCUCAACCCCUCUGGAAGUCCUGUUCUUUCUAAAUGGGUGGUACUAUGCUACCUAUUUCCUGCUGGAGCUCCUCAUUUUCCUGUAUAAAGGUCUCUUGCUGCCGUACCCAACAGCCAACCUAGUCCUGGAUGUGGUGAUGCUGCUCCUUUAUCUUGGCAUUGAAGUAAUACGACUGUUUUUUGGUACAAAGGGAAACCUCUGCCAGCGAAAGAUGCCCCUUGGUAUUAGUGUGGCCUUGACCUUCCCAUCUGCCAUGAUGGCUUCAUAUUACCUGCUGUUGCAGACCUACGUGCUCCGCCUAGAAGCUAUCAUGAACAGCAUCUUGCUCUUCUUUUGUGGCUCAGAGCUGCUGCUUGAGAUGCUCACGUUGGCCACCUUUUCCAGUAUGGACAGGAUCUGAAGUACAAGAAUUCCAGCUGGUAGCCCAUCAGGGUGACAACACAUCUUUCUGGUUCUUCAGCCACACUUGUGAAAAGUGGUAGGUCAAGUUGGCCUGGGAAAGGUUGUGUGGUUUUUCCUCAGCACAGACAUUUGGGCAUUGAGCACCUACCUGAGGUCAGUGGCAUCAUCUUUAAACCAGGAUCAUCAACAGGAGACACUGACCUUUUGUGGUAGGGAGAGGCAAUGCUGUCCCCAUCUUGAUCUUUCUAACAGCUCAAGUUCUCUUCCUUGGUCAUCAUGGCCAGAGUUCCUUGUGUGGACCAUCUGGGCUUGUUGGGCUGAGCAGGACCUGAGCCACAGCACUUGUACAUGUACAUCGUCUGCAUGAGCAUGAAAAGUAAUGCUGGUGGGCUCCUGGACUGAUUCAAAUACCCCCAACCCCAAUGCUCAGAGUGGAGACCCAGAACCCUUUUAGUAGUUCAUAGUAUUUUUCUAUUCUGAUCAUGAAGCAAACACGAUUUUACAAUAAAAAUUAUUUUCUGA
Molecule: messenger RNA, 1015 nt
Organism: Arvicola amphibius (Eurasian water vole)
Lineage: Eukaryota; Metazoa; Chordata; Mammalia; Rodentia; Cricetidae
Gene: Tmem216
Product: transmembrane protein 216
Exons: 5
Coding region: 228-491 (87 amino acids)
Biological process (GO): non-motile cilium assembly
Cellular component (GO): ciliary transition zone
Source: RefSeq, a predicted model, not a curated record